Symbiodinium pilosum is the source of this 219-nucleotide messenger RNA. Lineage: Eukaryota; Dinophyceae; Suessiales; Symbiodiniaceae. The record is from the annotation of a GenBank genome assembly.
GACCAAGACCGCUUCUUGAAUUUCACGAAGACGUCGAAAGAAUCGGAGGCCGCCUCGUCUGUCCAUUUGCGGAUGAAGACCUUCCAUGAAAUGGAAUUCGAUGCCCAGCUGUAUCAUGUCAGUGUGCCGAGCCUUCUGUCAGAGAAGCCUCAGCACUUGAUCGGCAUUGCUACUACUGCCGCGACCGAGCCCGCAGUCUGCAGCAUCCCAGAGCACGAG